AUGAAAGUCGAUUUCCGUCAACUCAUGGUGGGCUAUAAAAGUGCCAAAGAUCUGCCCAAUGGCACACACAGUUCGAUGGUCCAUCGUCCAGAAAUGAUCUACGCAAUUCUAGUGCUCUGUCUGCUGGGCAGUUGUGGCCCAGCAAUGGCCCAGAAGGUGGAAAAGGAUCCGCUGGCCAAGGAUCAAAGCAGCCGUUUGGCCGGCAUCUAUGUGAAGGAUGGCAACGAAAACGGCCAGCUGAGAUUCCUGGCAUCGGGCUUGAACAGUGGCAGCAGCAGCACCGGCUCUUCAAACACCGGCAUCAACUCGGCCCUGAAUCAGUACAUAACCAAUAAGCAGGAUAUGCUGGAGCAACUGCGUCCCACCUCGGGCGCCACAUCAACGGGAACGGGAGGUGUUACGGGCACAACGACGGGAACCACGUCAGGAACGACUUCGGGAACCGGAACUGGCCUGGUCACCACGACUACCAAUGGAGCUAUCUAUGUGAACCUGGGCAACUCGGGAUCCUCAUCAUCUUCGUCUUCCUCCUCGUCGGCCACCAAUGCGGCCAUCAAUCAGGUCAUCUAUGGAUCCUCUCCCGUUGCCGGUCUCUUGCCGCAGAUCGUGGGCCAGGCGGUGUCCAGUCGAGUGCGGCCCGGUGGCCAGAAUAACAGGAGGCGCGUUCCCGCCCGUAGGCGCCGGGUCAACAAGAGGCGUGGCAGCAUCAACAACAACAACCAGCGACGUCGCCGGCGUGGCAACAAGCGGGGCAAGAACAAGGCCCAGGUGAUGGUGGUGCGACCAAAUCGCGGUUGA
This is a messenger RNA of Drosophila mauritiana, 798 nucleotides long. RefSeq names its product GPI-anchored CFEM domain protein A. The transcript has a single exon. NCBI's taxonomy places the organism in Eukaryota, Metazoa, Arthropoda, Insecta, Diptera, Drosophilidae. The coding region runs from base 1 to 798 and encodes 265 amino acids. The record is from RefSeq and is a predicted model, not a curated record.